GUAUAAUUUCCGGUGUUAUGGCGACUGGGUCUCCGUACUUCCAUUUACAUGUAGUUUCUCCGAGGGCUUUGGGUGUGUUGCCAACCAGUACGACCAUCCUAUGUGCUCCCUGACUGACUAUGCUGUUGCUGGUAGCGCUGGGCAUGGUCUUUGCUUACACUGUGGUCAGCACGGAGAGGGAAGACCGUUCUUUCACCGACAACAGAAGCCACAAACCACGGCUGAACUACAGCAGCUUCUCACUGCCAGAGGAGCACAUCCCUUACUUUCUGAGCAACAAUAGGAAAGUUGCCAAGCUGUGCCGAGAGGAUCCCCUGUGUCCGUUCAGAGACACUCUUUGGGAUGGGAAGGCCUGCUGGGGGUAUGAGAAGCACUGUUCGCCAGAGGCCAGGUUUGGCUAUCCCACCUGCUCCAGAGUGGACCCAGGAUGGGCCAGCUCAGUUCAGGCUGCUCAAGAUGUGUUCUGGAAACAGGCAGACUUCGGCUACGUGAGAGAGCGCCUGGAUGAAAUGAAAACACUCUGCAAUCCCUCAAAGCCCGGUGAUUCCUCUCUGGUCUGCACCAGCCACACACGCUUCUGCAGGGCCACAAACCUGUACUUGGACCUGAGAAACCCCCGGAGAGGGCAUGAGAGAUAUAAGGAGGACUUCCUCCAGGCAGGGGAGAUUGGAGGACACUGCAGUCUGAACUCUAGAGCUCUGCAGGCAGAAGGGCAGCACAAGAGCCCACUCCAGUCCUGGUUUGCUGAGCUACAGAUGUACACACAGCUUGACUUCCACCCAAUAGAGGAUGGCAGAUGUGACAUCAUCAUAGAGAGACCCACAAUCUUCAUGAAACUAGAUGCAGGGGUGAACAUGUACCAUCACUUCUGUGACUUUGUGAACCUCUACAUCUCGCAACACCUCAACAACUCCUUCAGCAGAGACGUCAACAUUGUUAUGUGGGACACUAGUUUAUAUGGAUAUGGAGAUCUGUUCAGUGAGACAUGGAGAGCCUUUUCUGAUCAUGACAUCAUUCACCUUAAAACCUAUGACUCUAAAAGGGUGUGCUUCAAAGACACUUUUUUCUCAUUACUUCCUCGAAUGAGGUAUGGGCUGUUUUACAAUACACCAUUAAUUUCUGACUGCCAAAGUGACGGGAUGUUCAGAGCAUUCUCACAGCAUGUUCUACAUCGACUACAGAUUCCACAAAAUGGACUGAAGGAGGGGAAAAUUCGUGUCACAUUACUUGCGCGAAGCACGGAGUAUCGCAGGAUUUUAAAUCAGCAGGAGCUUAUAAAUGCAUUGAAAACAGUGCCGUUAUUUGAGGUGAACAUGGUGGACUACAAGUACAAGGACAUCCCCUUCUUGGAUCAGAUCAGGAUCACCCACAACUCAGACAUCUUCAUUGGAAUGCAUGGGGCGGGGCUUACCCACCUCCUCUUCCUGCCUGAUUGGGCCGUCAUCUUCGAACUAUAUAACUGUCAGGAUGAAAGCUGCUAUCGAGAUCUGGCUCGGCUGCGGGGAAUACAUUACGUGACUUGGCAGAAAAGGGACAAAGUGGUUCCUCAGGACAAGGGUCACCAUCCCACACUGGGGGAACAUCCCAAAUUCACCAACUACUCCUUUGAUGUGGUGGAGUUUAUGCGCAUUGUCCUCCAGGCAGCUGAAUAUGUCCAAAACCAUCGGAAGUGGCCCAAACAGAAACACGACGAGCUGUAAGGCUGACGAAAGAGGACAAAUGGCAGGGACUGGUCUGUCACUUCUGCUAAGAGUCACUAAAUGCACAGCCAUAGAUUUGCUGGGCGAUGUGUUGCCACAUUACUCAACUUGUUACUGUGGAAAACCAUGAAUGUUUUUGUUUUGUAGCUACUGUUAUUUGUAGAUGGUUGUAAAAGGUCUGCUCUGGCAUUCUUAUCUAAAUCUUAAAUUAGGUUAAUUAAAGGUGGGAAAGACAGUUAGGAGCAGCAAUUGUUUUCUACAGUGUAUAUAGUCCCACUCCUCUCAUCAAAUGCUUCUCCUACCUCCAGCUUGUUGAUCCAAUUAUUUUCCUUAAUGAUGGUGGGCCUAAUAGAAGAUGGCAACACUUAAGAAUCUACCAGUUGUAACCUUGGUCACAUUUUCUGUGUGGCUUUUUUUUUUCCAGAAAUCACAUGCCAUUCACCAUAGGUUCUGUCCUCUUUGACACUCCCAUCCAUCCCACUCUCAUUUUAUACCUAAGGAUUUUUUUUGUGUAGGGCAUGCUAUUAACAGCGCCCACCUGUGCUCCAUGUGCAAUUUGAUAAUGUAGUGGUGACAUGUACUUAGCAGAGCACUCUGUCACUGUUCAGUGACUGAAGGCUCUGUCAGGAAAUGUGUUCUACCACUCUGCUCCUUCAUGGAAAAUGGGUCUUUGCUGUGGGUCAGUUGGUGUGCAGAAUGCGCCCAGCCGAUAUCUUUAUACGUUAAAUGUAGCAGAAAAAGAGAACCUCUGGAUAAUAGUUUUUGCCAACCCAUAUCUUUUCCCUCCUGUCCUUAAUUCCUACUUAAAACCUAUUUUGUGGAUACAUGAAAAUGCCUUAAUGGUAAGGGCUGAUGGCACAAAGGUCAUAAUAUUUGCUAUUGUUUAGUUCAAG
This is a messenger RNA of Megalops cyprinoides (Indo-Pacific tarpon), 2593 nucleotides long. It is a transcript of the gene eogt, whose product is annotated as EGF domain-specific O-linked N-acetylglucosamine (GlcNAc) transferase. NCBI's taxonomy places the organism in Eukaryota, Metazoa, Chordata, Actinopteri, Elopiformes, Megalopidae. Gene Ontology annotation, cellular component: endoplasmic reticulum lumen. The record is from RefSeq and is a predicted model, not a curated record. Gene Ontology annotation, molecular function: protein N-acetylglucosaminyltransferase activity. Bases 120 to 1700 code for a protein of 526 amino acids. The transcript is spliced from 16 exons.